Molecule: messenger RNA, 762 nt
Organism: Acanthosepion pharaonis
Lineage: Eukaryota; Metazoa; Mollusca; Cephalopoda; Sepiida; Sepiidae
Source: the annotation of a GenBank genome assembly
AUGUUUGACUGUCUUUCAAUCAUUCCGCCUCACCCACUAUCCUCCUCCGCCUCACCUGCUAUCCUCUUCCGCUUCACCCGCUAUCCUAUUCCGCCUCACCUGCUAUCCUCUUCUGCCUCACCUGCUAUCCUCAUCCGCUUCACCCGCUAUCCUCUUCCGCCUCACCUGCUAUCCUCCUCUGCCUCACCCGCUACCCUCUUCUGCCUCACCUGCUAUCCUCCUCUGCCUCACCUGAUAUCCUAUUCCGCCUUACCUGCUAUCCUCUUCUGCUUCACCCGCUACCCUCUUCCGCUUCACCUGCUAUCCUCCUCUGCCUCACCUGCUAUCCUCUUCCGCCUCACCUGCUAUCCUCUUCCACUUCACCUGCUAUCCUUUUCCGCCUCACCUGCUAUCCUCCUCUGCUAUCCUCUUCCGCCUCACCUGCUAUCCUCUUCCACUUCACCCUUCACCCUCUUCCGCCUCACCCUUCAUCCUCUGCCUCACCACUAUCCUCUUCCGCCUCACCUGCUAUCCUCUUCCGCCUCACCUGCUAUCCUCCUCUGCCUCACCUGCUAUCCUCUUCCGCCUCACCUGCUAUCCUCCUCUGCUAUCCUCUUCCGCCUCACCUGCUAUCCUCUUCCGCUUCACCCGCUACCCUCUUCCGCCUCACCUGCUAUCCUCCUCUGCCUAACCUGCUAUCCUCUUCCGCCUCACCUGCUAUCCUUUUCCACCACACCUAUGAGGCGCACCGUAGCGUUUCGAAGCCACUACCCUAGAGUCUAA